UUUCAUCAUGCAGUGAGGUGUGUGAUGCUCGUGCUGAGGUCCCUCCCCGCCCUGCUGCUGCGACAUCUGCCCGGCUCCCUGUGUCAGCACACCCGGCACGCCCGAGCUUCAGCCCGGACAACCAAAGUCUUCAAACACCCGGCGCCCCCCAGAGCCCCCCCAGUCAUGGAGGUGAAUGUGGAGGAGCAGCUGGCGCCCCUCAGGCUGGCGGUCAAGGAACAGGGUGACCUCGUGCGGAAGCUGAAGGAGGAGAAGGUUCCUCAGGUGGAUGUGGACCGGGCAGUAGCGGAACUAAAAGCCAGAAAAAGAACCUUGGAAGCCAAGGAAUUGUCUCUGCAACCCAAGGAUGACAUCGUGGACCGAACCAAGAUGGAGGACACUCUGAAGAGACGCUUCUUCUACGACCAGGCCUUUGCUAUAUAUGGAGGGGUGAGCGGCCUCUACGACUUUGGACCCGUCGGGUGCGCUCUAAAGAACAACAUCAUCCAGGCGUGGAGGCAGCACUUUAUACAAGAGGAGCAGAUCCUGGAGAUCGACUGCACCAUGCUCACCCCCGAGUCCGUCCUCCGGACGUCCGGACACGUAGACAAGUUUGCAGAUUUCAUGGUUAAAGACGUCAAGAAUGGAGAGUGCUUCCGAGCCGACCAUCUUCUAAAAGCUCACCUUCAGAAGCUGAUGUCUGACAAGAAGUGUCCGGCGGAAAAGAAGGCAGAGAUGGAGAACGUCCUGACGCAGAUGGACAACUACGGUCAGCAGGACCUGGCGGAUCUAUUCGUCAAAUACAAUGUGAAAUCUCCCAUCACUCAGAAUGACCUCUCUCCUCCGGUGUCCUUCAAUCUGAUGUUCAAAACGUCCAUCGGUCCUGGGGGUAACAUGACAGGGUAUCUGAGGCCAGAAACGGCGCAGGGAAUCUUCCUCAACUUCAAGCGUCUCUUAGAAUUUAAUCAGGGAAAACUGCCAUUUGCUGCUGCUCAGAUAGGGAACUCCUUCAGAAACGAGAUCUCCCCCCGAUCUGGACUCAUCAGAGUAAGGGAAUUCACCAUGGCAGAAAUAGAGCACUUUGUGGACCCCAACGAGAAGGAUCACCCCAAAUUUGAGAAUGUGGCCGACUUGAGCAUCCUCUUGUACUCCUCCAAAGCUCAGCUCAGUGGGGAGUCUGCCAAAAAAAUGAGGCUCGGCGAUGCUGUGGAACUGGGCAUCAUCAAUAACUCUGUCCUGGGAUACUUCAUCGGAAGGAUCUACCUAUACCUCACUAAAGUCGGGAUCUCUCCAGACAAGCUGAGAUUCCGGCAGCACAUGGAGAACGAGAUGGCGCACUAUGCCUGCGACUGCUGGGACGCCGAGUCUAAAACCUCCUAUGGAUGGAUAGAAAUCGUUGGCUGUGCCGACCGUUCCUGUUAUGAUCUUUCUUGCCACGCCAGAGCUACAAAAGUGCCACUCGUGGCCGAGAAACCUCUUAAAGAACCCAAAACCAUAAAUGUCGUCCAGUUUGAGGCUAAUAAGGGAGCGAUCGGCAAGGCGUACAAAAAAGACGCCAAGCUGGUGAUGGAAUAUCUCGCCAUUUGUGACGCCCGUUACGUCUCUGAGAUGGAGAAGAUUCUGGAAGAAAAAGGGGAAUUCACUAUUGAAACAGAAGGGAAAACGUUUCAGCUGACAAAGGACAUGGUCGGCGUGAAGAAAUUUCAGAAAACGAUACAUGUGGAGGAAAUUGUUCCAAAUGUAAUUGAGCCCUCAUUUGGUCUUGGAAGAAUCAUGUACACCGUUUUCGAGCACACAUUCCAGGUCCGACAAGGGGACGAGCAGAGGACGUAUUUUACUUUUCCAGCUACUGUAGCGCCAUACAAGUGUUCGGUGCUCCCGCUAAGCCAAAAUCAAGAGUUCAUACCAUUUGUCAAGGAGCUGUCCGAAGCUUUAACCAGGAACGGGGUCUCGCACAAAGUAGACGACUCAUCUGGAUCCAUCGGGAGGCGCUAUGCCCGGACAGAUGAAAUCGGCGUGGCCUUCGGUAUCACAAUAGACUUCGACACAGUGAAUCGGACUCCACACACGGCCACGCUCCGAGACCGUGACACAAUGAGACAGAUCAGGGCCGAGAUUUCUGAGCUCCCGGGGAUCGUCCGAGAUUUGGCCAAUGGUUUUCUCACUUGGACCGAGGUGGAAAAGAAAUAUCCAGUUUUUGAAGGACAGGAGACGGGAAAGAAGGAAACGACAGAAGAGUGACGGAAGGAGGAGACACUUUGUACCUUUUAUUGUUAAUAUUAAGCCUUUUAUCUAACUGACAAUUAAGGGAAGAGGCUUCAAACGAUGCUGCAGGGAGAGCGCCCCUCGAUGGUCACGUCAUUCCCAGUCUGUCAUUAAACGUGUAUGAUGA
Bufo gargarizans (Asiatic toad) is the source of this 2371-nucleotide messenger RNA. Its product is annotated as glycine--tRNA ligase. Gene Ontology annotation, molecular function: glycine-tRNA ligase activity; ATP binding. Gene Ontology annotation, biological process: mitochondrial glycyl-tRNA aminoacylation. The transcript is spliced from 17 exons. Gene Ontology annotation, cellular component: cytoplasm; mitochondrion. NCBI's taxonomy places the organism in Eukaryota, Metazoa, Chordata, Amphibia, Anura, Bufonidae. The coding region runs from base 25 to 2220 and encodes 731 amino acids. The record is from RefSeq and is a predicted model, not a curated record.